Paramuricea clavata is the source of this 2423-nucleotide messenger RNA. The record is from the annotation of a GenBank genome assembly. NCBI's taxonomy places the organism in Eukaryota, Metazoa, Cnidaria, Anthozoa, Malacalcyonacea, Plexauridae.
AAAGAACUUUAAAUAAAUGUGCAUAAAAUAAAAAAUGGUUAACAAACAACCGAAAAAUCACACGUACAAGACGAACAACACGAAAAGACCGCGCGAAAAUUUUUAGUUUUUCUGUGUUAGUAGACUUUCCAGAAAGAGUUCAGAAACAUUUUGGCAUCAGUUAUUUGAGAAAAGCUUAGAUGCUGUUAAAAAUUCAUUUCCGAGCAUCCAGAAACUUAUUUUUUAAAAGUUAAAAUCCGAUUAAACAUGUAAAAAAUCUUCGGGGAAAAAUGAGGGUGGGUUUUUCAUAUCGCCCCAGUCCACAUCUGGCUGGCAGAGCGCAAGUAAUUUGUUAUUUUUUUGACAUUUUUGUAAACAAAGUUGAAAAAAAAAUGUUUACAAACUGCAAAAUUUGUUUGUUAUUGACUGGAAUAAUAAAUGCCAUUUACUUGUGUCGUCUGUGGCUACACGAGUGAAUGCUCAAAGGAGAAUGAAAGCAAAACAUAUACUGCAUUUCACAGGUAAGAAACUACAAAACAAUUGAAACUUUUAAAUAUUUAUUAAUAUUCAAUUUAGUUACAUGACAAUAGUAAACACUACUAUGACAAUGGGUACAAAUUCAUAAUGACAAAAUGAAAAAGCCUAUUUUUAUUAAUACAGGUUUCCCUUAAAAGAUGAAAGACAUCUUGAGAAGUGGGAAAAUAUAGUUAAGAGAGCAAGAAAUGAUGAGCAACAAUGGAGGGCAACACGCCACACGUACAUUUGUAGUAAUCAUUUUGAAGUAUGUGACUACACUAUACUCCCAUCCUCAACAGGGCCGUGCAGGCUAAAAAAAUAUGCUGUACCAUCAGUAUUCAAAUUGGAAUUCAAACCGCAAAGCAUACCAAAAGAGGCUAGAAGCCGACUGGAAAUGCCUGAGGGAAGUUCCACCCAUCAAGGCCAUAAACGUCCAAUGUCACGUGAACAUCUAUUGUCAACAAUAUAUCAUGAUCACUGCUAUGGAAAACGGCAAAAACUAAUACAACAGACACCACUUCAGGAAAUCAAUGAUAAUUCAUGUCAAGAUGAAGAAAUUUCUAAAAAAACAAUUAAAACAUAAAUUAAAAAACUUACAGCAGCAAUUGCGAAGAUGUAAGAAGAGGAUAGGGAACAUGGCAGAACUUAUUGACAAACUGCAAGAAGAGCUCAUCAUAAAAUCGGACGUGGCAGAUAAGUUACAUGCAUCAUUCGACAAAAUUCAAUUGUCCAUUUUCCAAAAUGUCCAAAAAAAUUCACAGAGUUUGCCAUGUGGCCGCCGCUAUACUGAUGAAUUCGCAUUAACCUUAUACUUUUAUUCUCCAAAAGCAUAUCAAUAUGUACGUUCAAUUUUGCCCUUACCCAAUCCUUCUUUGAUUCGUAAGUGGGCAAGCUCAGUAGAUUGUGAACCUGGGUUCCUGAAAGAGGCAUUCAAGGCACUGUCAGAUGAAGUCACACAAUGUCCAGACAAAAAAGACUGUUGCCUCAUUAUGGAUGCCAUGUCAAUUCGAAAGCAGACGGUGUGGGACAAGAAGAAUGAUAGAUACGAUGGAUUCAUAAACUAUGGCACAUUAAACCCUGAAGAUCCAGAGACAUUAGCAUCUGAAGCACUAGUCUUUCUUUUGGUUGGAGCCAGAACACACUGGAAUUGUCCCAUUGGUUACUUUCUCCGCAAUAAAAUUUCUGCGAGGAUCCAGGCACAGCUUUUGAUAACAGCACUUGAAAUGGCCGCAGAAUCUGGACUACGGGUAUGGUCUAUCACUGCAGAUGGAACAUCAGUAAAUAUCAGCACCUUCAGUCUUCUUGGCCGUAAAUUUGGAACAACGUACAAGGACGUGGUUACAAAGUUGAAGCAUCCGACAGAAGAUUACCACGUAUACGUCAUACUGGGUCCAUGCCACAUGUUGAAACUGGCUAGAAAUGCACUAGGAACACUUCAUUCAUUCACCGACAAUGUUGGUAUGAUGGUCAGAUGGAGAUUCUUUAAAAAAUUGUGCUUAAUCCAGGAGGAACAUGGGUUGAAAAUGGCCAACAAGUUGUCCCCAAAACACCUGCAUUUUGAGAAACAUAAAAUGAAGGUUAACCUGGCGGCACAAACACUAAGUUCAUCGGUAGCAGAUGCGAUUGAAUUCCUAGAUAAUGUAAUGGAGCUACCUGACUUUAAAGACAGCCAAGGAACAGUAGUAUUUUGCAGAACAAUUGACAGACUAUUCGAUAUGCUAAAUUCUCGCAACCCAUUAGGAAAAGGGUACAAACAACCCCUCAGAUUGAACACACAGGAUAUUUGGGAAUCAACAUUAAGAUCUACGGCUGAUUACCUACUAUCUUUGAAAACAGAUACAGUUCUUGCCCAACUUCUUUCAACACAUCCUCGAAAGACAUUUAUAAUUGGUUUUGUAGCAGACAGUCAACAUAAAGUCAACAAUUGA